GUUCAUCAGAUUGGCUCAAGUGGCACAGAUCCUCAACACCCAGAGACGCGGGCAAUUCUCUUUGAUGAAGUUGUUUAUUCCCGUCGCAAGAUCGCUGACUUCCUCGCUACCCUUGCCGCCUUAGAGACCAUCACUCGUCUUCUUCCGAGAGGUGCUCUAUCAGACGCAAUUCGCUCUGGGCUUUCCACCAACCAAAAGCGAGAGGUUUGCUUAUCGACAAAAGUUCCUUCAUUUGGUGGUAAUGACGUUGAUACUCCAGCCACGUCUUCUCUGCUCCUGGGUUUGCUGAAUUUUGCUCCUGAGGAAGCUGGUGAUAUGUCUGGUGAAGAAAUUCAGUCUGCUUCUCAGAUUAAGGGAAGGUUUCCCCGCUUGGACAAUAAAUUAGCCUAUUUUACAAAGGCUUUUGAUCAUGAAACGGCAAAGCAGCAAGGGAAAAUAAUUCCUGAGUCAGGUGUAGACGCAGAUUACGAUGAAGCCAUAGAGGAGGUCGAACUUUCCUAUUGGGGAACUGGACGCAACCGAUUCCAAAUCGAGGUUCCAGAGUCCGCCGUAUCACAAGUUUCUCGCAGUUGGGAACUGGCUUCACAACGUAAGGGCUUCCAACGAUUUCGAACCGCCGAGACACGCGACUGGCUGACCCAAAUGACCGCUGCUGAAGACCGCAAGGACGCAGCCCUACGUAACAUUAUGCGUAGGAUAUUUGGCAAAUUCAGCAAGGAGUAA
Molecule: messenger RNA, 723 nt
Organism: Protopolystoma xenopodis
Lineage: Eukaryota; Metazoa; Platyhelminthes; Monogenea; Polystomatidea; Polystomatidae
Source: the annotation of a GenBank genome assembly